AUGGGUGAGUUCCUAUUCAACAUCGAUCAUGGAUAUCUAGAAGCUCUUAUUCGUGGAUUCAAAGGUGGAUUACUAUCACAGACAGAUUAUGCUAAUCUGGUUCAGUGUGAAACUCUAGAAGAUUUGAAACUACACAUCCAAUCCACUGAUUACGGGAAUUUUCUCGCGAAUGAGCCAGGAUCAAUCACUGUUCAAGUAAUCGAUGAGCGUUUAAAGGAGAAACUUGUGACUGAGUUCACCCAUCUCAGAAAUAACGCUCUGGAGCCGUUAGCCACAUUUUUGGAUUAUAUUACGUACUCGUACAUGAUUGAUAACAUUAUUCUGCUUAUCACUGGAACUCUGCAUCAACGUCCAAUUUCCGAGCUCAUUAGCAAAUGUCAUCCACUUGGUUCCUUCGAGCAGAUGGAAGCCAUCCACAUUGCGUCCACUCCUGCUGAAUUGUAUAAUGCAGUGCUCGUCGAUACUCCUUUAGCAAACUACUUUGUUGAUUGCAUUAACGAACAGGAUUUGGAUGAGAUGAAUGUGGAACUCAUUAGAAAUACUCUGUACAAAGCAUACAUUGAAGACUUCUAUAAAUUCUGCAAGAAGCUUGGCGGUACCACAGCAGAGGUUAUGUGUGAGAUUCUAGCUUUCGAAGCUGAUCGACGUUCUAUAAUCAUUACGAUCAAUUCGUUUGAUACGGAAUUGAGCAAGGACGAUCGUGAGAAGCUUUAUCCCAGAUGUGGAAAGUUGUACCCUGAAGGAUUAUCUGGUCUAGCCCGAGCCGAUGAUUAUGAGCAGGUGAAACAAGUGUGUGAAUACUACUCCGACUACAAACCUCUGUUCGAAAAUUCUGGUACAUCUGCCGGUGAGAAGACACUGGAGGAUAAGUUCUUCGAACAUGAGGUGAAACUGAAUGUGCAGGCGUACCUCCACCAGUUCCAUUUCGGUGCUUUCUACGCCUUCAUUAAAUUAAAAGAACAAGAGAUGCGUAACAUAAUCUGGAUCGCCGAGUGCAUCUCACAGCGACAUCGCUCCAAGAUCGACAAUUAUAUUCCCAUACUGUAA
Necator americanus (New World hookworm) is the source of this 1047-nucleotide messenger RNA. RefSeq lists its product as uncharacterized. Gene Ontology annotation, molecular function: proton-transporting ATPase activity, rotational mechanism. Gene Ontology annotation, cellular component: early endosome; vacuolar proton-transporting V-type ATPase complex; proton-transporting V-type ATPase, V0 domain. Gene Ontology annotation, biological process: proton transmembrane transport; vacuolar acidification; vacuolar transport. The record is from RefSeq and is a predicted model, not a curated record. The coding region runs from base 1 to 1047 and encodes 348 amino acids. Lineage: Eukaryota; Metazoa; Nematoda; Chromadorea; Rhabditida; Ancylostomatidae. The transcript has 9 exons.